GGCGCGGGCUGGCGCCUGCUGGGAGCCGAGAGGCCGCGACCUGGAGCGAGCCCGGCCGGGUCGUGCGGGGGCCGAGGGGGUCCGAAGUUGAGCCGGGUGGGGCGGUGACUCCGGAGGGCGCAGGAGCCCAAGGAGACAGAGAGGACGAGCGCUGGAGAGGGAUUCGAAGAACGGCGGGGACGCUACGGGACGGGUGGGGUAGGAAAUAGGGGGCAUACCUGCAGAAGAGACUGGGGGUGGUGAGGACAUGAAGCUGGAGCUUGGAGGGCAGCCGGGGACCGAAAUGGGUGAGGCAGGAGACGCGGUGGGGGUUGUAUGAGGUCUGGCUAGUUGGAAAGAUCCGGAGGUGUUAAGUUGGGUGUUAGGGCUGGGUGGGGAGAGGGAGUCUUAGCGGGGCCCAGGGGUUCUCAGCUGGUGGAGGAGAGCUGGGAGGGGACCAGGUGAGAGCAGGCGGGGUUGGGGGCUCAGUAGGCAAUGGGCAGGUGGGGUGAAGUGUGAAGCUGACAGAAAGAAGUGAAGCAGGAUCAAGGUGUAGGAGAGAAAGAAGCUUGGAAUCUCAGAAGGGAGGCCAGCACAGGCUGAGGGUGGCCCCAGGGUGGGAGUGUGCCCAAGGAGGGGACGCCACAGUGAGGUCCUAGGCCAGGUCAGGGGUGCCCCCCAUGGGGAAAGCCCCCCUCUGGGGGUCACUAGAGCCAUGCUGUCCCGCAAGGGCAUCAUCCCUGAGGAGUAUGUGCUGACACGCCUGGCAGAAGACCCCGCGGAGCCCAGGUACCGUGCCCGAGAGCGGAGGGCCCGCUUUGUGUCCAAGAAAGGCAACUGCAACGUGGCCCACAAGAACAUUCGGGAGCAGGGCCGCUUCCUGCAGGACGUGUUCACCACGCUGGUGGACCUCAAGUGGCCGCACACGCUGCUUAUCUUCACCAUGUCCUUCCUGUGCAGCUGGCUACUCUUCGCUAUGGCCUGGUGGCUCAUCGCCUUCGCCCACGGCGACCUGGCCCCUAUUGAGGGCGCCGGGGAGCCCUGUGUCACCAGCAUCAACUCCUUUUCAUCUGCCUUCCUUUUCUCCAUCGAGGUCCAGGUGACCAUUGGUUUUGGUGGACGCAUGGUGACCGAGGAGUGCCCCCUGGCCAUCCUGGUGCUCAUUGUGCAGAACAUCGUGGGGCUCAUGAUCAACGCCAUCAUGCUGGGCUGCAUCUUCAUGAAGACCGCACAGGCCCACCGCAGGGCCGAGACCCUCAUCUUCAGCAAGCACGCCGUUAUCGCCCUGCGCCACGGCCGCCUCUGCUUCAUGCUGCGGGUGGGCGACCUCCGCAAGAGCAUGAUCAUCAGCGCCACCAUCCACAUGCAGGUGGUGCGCAAGACCACCAGCCCAGAGGGCGAAGUGGUGCCCCUCCACCAGGUGGACAUCCCCAUGGAGAACGGCAUGGGAGGCAACAGCAUCUUCCUGGUGGCGCCCCUCAUCAUCUACCACGUCAUCGAUGCCAACAGCCCGCUCUACGACCUGGCGCCCGGCGACCUGCACCACCACCAGGACCUCGAGAUCAUCGUCAUCCUGGAAGGCGUGGUGGAAACCACAGGCAUCACCACCCAGGCCCGCACCUCCUACCUGGCGGACGAGAUCCUGUGGGGCCAGCGCUUUGUCCCCAUUGUGGCUGAGGAGGAUGGACGCUAUUCCGUGGACUAUUCCAAGUUCGGCAACACCAUUAAAGUGCCCACGCCACUCUGCACAGCCCGCCAGCUGGAUGAGGACCGCAGCCUGCUGGACGCCCUGACCCUUGCCUCAGCCCGAGGGCCACUGCGCAAGCGCAGCGUGGCCGUGGCCAAGGCCAAGCCCAGGUUUAGCAUCGCUCCGGAUUCCCUGUCCUGAGCCGUGGUCCCUUGAACCUGCCACAUGCGUGUGUGCACACGGCAGAGUGGGAUGGUAUGUAGUGUGGACGGCCCCUCAGCCAGGCCUGGGCCUAUUGUGAGGCUGGGCCUCCUCAGCUCCGCUUCCCCCUGCUGCUCACCCGGGGUGUUACAAGGCACUUGUCACUACGCUAUUUCUGGCCUCAGCAGGAGCCUGUACUGGGUUAUUUUUGUCCCUGCUCCUCCCAGCCCCUGCUCAGGACUGGCUUGCCCCUCUCCCCUCACCCAAAGCUGGGGAGGCCGUGGGGGGUGCUGGGCUCUAAAGCUGGGUCCCCAGCCAGUCCUGGGUCCCCAUGAUCGACUGGCCACAAGCUGGGCAGGUGGCUGUAGAAGAACAGCCCCUAGGUUGGAGGCCUGAUGCCCUGUUUCUGUGACCAUAAGAAAUGCCUGUGGUCAGGCCCCAGCCCCGCCUGGUCCCUGAAAAAGCUCUGGGCUAAGGGCUGGGCCUGGGCAGCCAGGGAGGACAGUAGAUGAGAGAGGAGGGCUAGAGCUGCGAAGCCUACAUGGGUGGGCACAGGCCGAGGCUGACAGGGCCUCAUCUGUGGGGCAGGCUCAGGACAGGGAGGGAAGGCAGCAGGGGAGAGUGACAUGAAGAGGUUCAGCUUUGCAGAGCCUUGCUCAGGCAUGGGGAGGAGAUGCCCCUGCCCUUUGCCCCCAACACCAGCCUCCUGCAGCGAGGGCAGCCCCCUGGACUGGGGUUGUUGUGCCUGCCCCCUCCUGUUCUGUCCCCAGAGGCUGGGGAGAGGGGUCCCAUGCCCACCACAAUGAUGGCCCCAACUCUGGUCCUGGCUCCCCACUGGUGGCUGCUACUUACUUUGUCCAGAGGAUGGCCUUGGGGCUGAGUGUUUUGAGAUUGCUGGAAAAGGAGGUGAUGGAAAGUUCAGGAUGGUGAGAGUGAGUGAGGUCCUUGAGGCAAAAAAGCCCUUAGUCCUGACGGGCUUGACUCCAGCCUGGACUCUUGGAGCAGGGCUGCAUGUACUUGCCCAGAAUUCUGCCUUCUCCAUUGUCAAUAAAGCCUCCCUCUUCAUGACCUAAA
This is a messenger RNA of Microcebus murinus (gray mouse lemur), 2941 nucleotides long. It is a transcript of the gene KCNJ11, whose product is annotated as potassium inwardly rectifying channel subfamily J member 11. NCBI's taxonomy places the organism in Eukaryota, Metazoa, Chordata, Mammalia, Primates, Cheirogaleidae. The record is from RefSeq and is a predicted model, not a curated record. Gene Ontology annotation, molecular function: ATP-activated inward rectifier potassium channel activity. Gene Ontology annotation, biological process: regulation of monoatomic ion transmembrane transport; potassium ion import across plasma membrane. Gene Ontology annotation, cellular component: plasma membrane.